GGCGUGCACCUGAUCAUCUGGACACAUCAAUAGCAUUCAACAAACAUGAGGACCUUCUUGCUUUUGGUACUUGCUUGUGUAGUGGUUACAGAAUCAAGAGUGGAUGACGUAAAGACGCUUCUCUUGCAGGAAAGUAUCGAAAGCGUAAAUAUAAUUCUAAAAAGCAAUUCCAAAGAGAUUUUUGAGCAGUUUGUAAAGGACGUGUUUAAAAUCCAUGCCUGCUCAGAGGAAAGCCUUUGCCGAGCAGCAGAAGCUCUUAAACAUGCAUAUCGAAACACUGAACUGUACAUGCUACGACGACGACUAUAUUCCUAUGCUGUUUAUACAGGGCUCCAGAACUGCACUGUGCCAAAUGCAGACGAAUCCUCUAUGGAUAAACUCCUGAAUGACUUAAAACACUGCUGCCAAAAACUCUUACGACAAAAGAAACAUCGCUAGAUGUGCCAGCAGGACAAUGGGAUUUGUUAGA
This is a messenger RNA of Triplophysa rosa, 469 nucleotides long. It is a transcript of the gene il4, whose product is annotated as interleukin 4. Gene Ontology annotation, biological process: immune response. The record is from RefSeq and is a predicted model, not a curated record. The transcript is spliced from 4 exons. Bases 46 to 438 code for a protein of 130 amino acids. Lineage: Eukaryota; Metazoa; Chordata; Actinopteri; Cypriniformes; Nemacheilidae. Gene Ontology annotation, cellular component: extracellular region. Gene Ontology annotation, molecular function: growth factor activity; interleukin-4 receptor binding.